Molecule: messenger RNA, 903 nt
Organism: Eucalyptus grandis
Lineage: Eukaryota; Viridiplantae; Streptophyta; Magnoliopsida; Myrtales; Myrtaceae
Product: L10-interacting MYB domain-containing protein-like
Exons: 2
Coding region: 1-903 (300 amino acids)
Source: RefSeq, a predicted model, not a curated record
AUGGCGAGUUCAACAAAAGAAAAUGCAUAUUGGACAGCUGAAGACGUGGAAACAUUUUGUAAGUUGUGUGUUGAACAAAUCAAUAAGGGUAAUCGUCCAGCAACCAACAAGAGAGAUGGAUGGACUAUUAUAAUUAAUAAGUUCGAGGAGUUGAGGGGUAAAAAGUACGAUAAAACUAAAAUGAAAAGUAAGUGGGAUAAUCUUAAGGAAGAAUGGAAAAGAUGGAGGACAUUGGUUUAUAGUGAAACGGGAUUAGGAUGGGAUCCAAGGAAGAAAACCAUCGAUGCGAGUGAUGAAUGGUGGGAGAGCAAAAUCCAAGCCAAUCCUAAGGUUAAGGUUUUUAGGAUGAAAGGCAUACCUCCUGAUCUUGAAGUGUUGCUAGAUAGAAUGUUCAGGGAUACGGUUGCUACUGGAGGAAUCACUUGGAAUCCUGCACAAGGUUUAUGUGUUGAUGAGAAUGUUGAUGCCACACAACCCAAUAUUGAUGAUGCGAUAGGAUCUACUGAUGAUAAUCUAGAAUGUGAUGUGGGUAAAAAUAUUGAUGAACCAAUUCAAACUCAGGCUCGUAAAAGAGUAGCACAAACUUCAACGAGGGAAACUCGAGGAAAGAAAGCCAAGAAUUUGAGCCCGGCACAAUUGCUUGGAAGCCAAAUUAACAGGCUUUGUUCUGCAGUUGAAAGUAGGAGUGCUAAUAGGAGUGCUGAUGUUGUUGCCUCUCGAGCAUAUGAGGAAUUCGGUCCUUACAAGGACCUCAUAUCUAUGUUGGAUGCCAUAUCGGAGAUUGUGCAAGAUGAAAAGUUAUACUUUUUUGCAAUUAAACAUUUUAAGGACAGGGUGGACAAUAGGCGUGGUCUUCAUGAGCUUGAGUACCGAUGCUCUGAGGGUGAAGUAUCUCAAGUUUGA